Gigantopelta aegis is the source of this 990-nucleotide messenger RNA. RefSeq names its product protein draper-like. Lineage: Eukaryota; Metazoa; Mollusca; Gastropoda; Neomphalida; Peltospiridae. Gene Ontology annotation, molecular function: scavenger receptor activity. The transcript has 7 exons. The record is from RefSeq and is a predicted model, not a curated record. Bases 30 to 863 code for a protein of 277 amino acids.
UCUAUGACAAGAGUUGUUAGCUAACGAAGAUGAAAUGUGCGUUCAUUUUCGUGGUAAUUAUCACUGUCUUCGUUCUAAGCUCAGAAGGCAAAUGGGGCUGGGGUCAAAGAAAUGAUCGAAGAAAUGGUAGACGUGAUUACCAGUGGUGUAGGAAAUCGAUUAACAAGGUGGCAGCGGAAAUCCAUUGUUUAAGACAACGACUGAGUGACUGCCAAGUGAUACGAAAGCUUACAACCCAAUGUGAUUCCAAACAUUAUGGUCCUAAGUGCAUAAAACCUUGCUCCAGAAGACACUGCGAUGAAUCACUUGGUAAAUCAACAUGUGAUAGGAAACGUGGACUUUGUGUCGAUGGAUGUUUAGCAGGAUGGACGGGACCAGACUGUACAGAGGAAUGUGAUUCUAAACAUUAUGGUCCUAAGUGUGAAAAACCUUGCUCCGAAAGACACUGUGAUGAAUCACUUGGUAAAUCAACAUGUGGUAGGAAAAGUGGACAUUGUAUCGAUGGAUGUUUAGCAGGAUGGAAAGGACCAGACUGUACAGAGGAAUGUGAUUCUAAACAUUAUGGUUUUAUGUGUGAAAAACUUUGCUCUGAAAGACACUGUGAUGAAUCACUUGGUAAAUCAUGUGAAAAGGAAACUGGACUUUGUGUUGAUGGAUGUGCAGCAGGAUGGAAGGGACCAGACUGUACAGAGGAAUGUGAUUCGAAACAUUAUGGUCCUAAGUGCGUAAAAUCUUGCUCGAAAAGACACUGUGAUGAAUCACUUGGUAAAUCAUCAUGUGAUAGGAGACAUGGACUUUGUGUCGAUGGAUGUUUUGGAGCGUGGAAGGGACAAGACUGUACCUUGUCGAAGACUGUCGAUUAAGUACUUGGUUACAUGUAAAAUCUGGAAUACGCAGAGAACGCCAAGCCUGUUGAUUACCAUUCUACAGUCAACCGUGUGUGCCGUUUCGUUGACCAAGUUUGUCUAUGAAUAAAGUCUUCUUCUCCCA